Molecule: messenger RNA, 1875 nt
Organism: Raphanus sativus (radish)
Lineage: Eukaryota; Viridiplantae; Streptophyta; Magnoliopsida; Brassicales; Brassicaceae
Product: E3 ubiquitin-protein ligase PRT1
Exons: 8
Coding region: 148-1353 (401 amino acids)
Biological process (GO): proteasome-mediated ubiquitin-dependent protein catabolic process
Molecular function (GO): ubiquitin protein ligase activity; zinc ion binding
Source: RefSeq, a predicted model, not a curated record
CACCAUAUCAUUCUUAAAUCUGUCCCUUAGCGGCUAAGCAAAAACACCGCACCGUCGAAAUCUCAGAUCUCUCUCUCUCUCUCUCUCUAUUUUCCUGUUUGAUAAUUUUGCAGAAAGUUUUGAUUUCUCAAUCCCCAAUCUCUACCCAUGGAGGAUGUUACAAUGAAGAACGCUGACCUACACGAAGAAAUCUCCGACAAGUUUCUCUGCUGCGUCUGCCUGGAACUUCUUUACAAACCGAUUGUGCUAUCAUGUGGACACCUAUCGUGUUUCUGGUGCGUGCAUAAGUCAAUGAACGAGCUGCGUGAGUCUCAUUGUCCCAUUUGUAGAGACCCUUAUGUUCACUUCCCUGCUGUCUGCCAAAAGCUCCAUUUCCUCCUCAAGAAGAUUUACCCUCUUGCCCACCACAAGAGAGAAGAACAAGUUCUAAAGGAGGAACAAGAACUAGAAUGUUUUUCACCUCAGAUUGAUGAACCAAAGCCCAAGGAAGCGUCUGUAUCUAGUGGAGAUGAGCAGAAGGUGGAAAAGUGCUCUAAUAAUGCAGGAAGUUUACUAUCAAGUGAAGAACCUAGAGAUGCAAAAGCUCUUGAUGAGAAUAAUAAGCAAAUUUCGAAAGAUGAUUUGCUCUGUUUAGCAUGUAAGGAGCUGCUUGUGCGACCCGUUGUUCUCAACUGCGGACAUGUGUAUUGUGAAGGAUGUGUAGUAGAUAUGUUUCAAGAGGGCGAAAAGAUCAAAUGUCAAGAGUGUCAUAUCUCUGACCCGAGAGGGUUUCCUAAAGUUUGUUUGGUUCUUGAGCAGCUUCUGGAGGAGAACUUUCCUCAAGAGUACAAUUCAAGGAGAAGUGGGAUUCAGAAAUCGAUUCCCCAGACUAGCAAAGGAAACAGUCAAAGCUCUCACAAAGAAGGCCCAUCCGUAUCAGGCGAGAACAACAAUGACCUUCCCUGGUGGGCGAACCCUGCGUCUAAUGUUCACAUCGGAGCUGGUUGUGAUUGUUGCGGAGUGUAUCCAAUCAUAGGGGAGCGAUACAGAUGCAAAGACUGCAAGGAAGAGAUUGGUUAUGACCUAUGCAAAGACUGUUACGAGACUCCUUCGAAAGUUCCAGGGAGAUUCAACCAACAACACACCCCAGACCACAGGCUUGAGCUCGCUCAGGUUCCUCAGUUUCUGGUCAAUAUCGAGUCUAUCGGCUUCCUUCUAGGUCCGAUGGUUAGUGAAGGCGUGAGUGGAGAAGAAAAUAGUGAUGAUGAUGAUGAUGAUGAUAGCGAGGAGGAAGAUGUGCCUCCUCCUGAUUCUAAUGAGUUAUAUAGGGGAAAAGGUUGUAAUGUAAUUGCGAACAAUAAAGUGAGUGGUUAGAUUUCGAACCAGGAGCUGAUGCAAUGGUGAAGACACUGCAGUCGACAAGCAAGAACAACAAACUGUAACUAAGGUGGUGAGGAACAUCAACGGUCUAGGAGAGCAUAUCUGAAGAGAACAUGCGAACAUAGCCCAAAUAUGGAGGCAACAGUGAGAUGAAGUGGCGGUUGCGAACACUUUUGGGGAACCCGAUCACAAUUCCACUCCAUAUUCCAGCUAGAGACUAUGAAAAUCUCUUUAGGUAGUGUCGAUGAGGUCUAGACAUGAAACGAGAGCAUGAGAGUAGCAAGUAGAGAGCUAUAAUGAACAAAGAAAGAGAUGAGAACUGAGGCUACGCCAACGAGCUAUUGCUCCACCGGCCUCGGAGAUGGCGUAGAUCUUAGGUUUUUCAAUACUACUAGUGCCACCGAGAGUUUCAGUUUUUUUUUUUUUACUUAAUGUGUAUAUAUUAAUAAAGUUGAACAUACAGUAUAUUGUUUUUCAUGAAUUAACUCAUCAAAUGGUACACCAAAAUUGACACUU